AUGUCUACAAAAAUUCCUUUUGAAAAAUUCACGGAACAGCUUUACCGGGAAUUACAUGCCUUGUCCGCAGAGUCAAAGCGCAGAAAUGCGGAAAUCAAACAUGCUAGCGACAAAUCCCAGGAAAUCCUGAAGGUCGUCACCGGGUUUGACGACCUUACGCGACACCCUGACUUUGUGGUGCCAUUCGUGCUAUCUUGUGCCUCCAGAAAUGCUAAACUCACCACGAUCUCGAUGCAAUGCCUGCAGAAACUUUCCUCGGUCAAGUGUCUCCCCAGUGAACGAAUUGAAGAUGUGCUCAAUGCAUUUAUAGAUUCUACGCAUUUAGCGGUGGAAAUCCAACUAAAAGUUUUGCAAAUAAUUCCUAUUUUCUUCAAAACCUAUGACUAUGCCAUCACAGGCAAAUCGUGUUCUAAGCUUUUGCAAUGCUGCUCGAGUCUCUUACAACAACCCAACAAGGCACCAAUGGUUGUUGGUACCGCUAGCGCAACUCUUCAGCAAUUGAUCAAUGAUAUCUUAGACAGAGCCAUCAUACCAGAAGAGAGUCCAACUAUGCGCGUAGCUAUAAACAAUACUGACUCUAUUGAAGUUGGCGCCUUCCGCUACGAUGCCAACCGGCUAUUCUUUGACCUUUGUAAUCUGAAAAGUGGGUCUUACACUAGUCAGGAUAGCAUUCUGAAUAUCGAGAGUAUAUCAGAAGACUAUGGCCUCGAAAUAAUAGAAAGUGUACUCAACAAUCAUUAUAAGUUGUUUGAGGAAUGUGCUGAUCUACAAUUCAUUCUGAAAACUAGAGCUGUACCACUUUUUCUGAGGUCAAUCUCGGCAUCUAAUAAUUUCCCGAUAGUGAUCAGAAGCGCCAGGUGUUUGGUAGUGCUUAUCAGACAAGAGUUUUUGAAAGUUUUAGAGCUUGAGCUUGAGAUUAUUCUGUUUUUAUUAAUAAACAUUCUAUCCAACGAAAUAGAGUCGCCAUUAUGGAAAAAAAUCAUUGCUUUAGAGAUAUUUCAGCUUGUCUCUAGGAAAUUCGACCUCAUACUGGGCAUAUUCAAAUGCUAUGAUAUAUUUCCAGAUCGCAAACAAAUAUUGACAAGUUUAUUGCACGCAUUUCAAAAUUUGUUGAACUCAAAAGAAUAUCAGAACUACUUGAACAUUUCGCCGGUGCUGGCCAAAGGUGGAACUUCAGUGAUAUCGCAAGAUAACUCGGUAGCCAAAAUUCCUCUUAUCGAACUUCUCGAUAAACCAGGACCUUCCCUCAUUGACCAAACCUAUGUUGUGUAUUUGAUUCUAUCAGUCACUAAUCAAAUUUCUGACGGCAUUGGCUCUUAUGCCGCCAAAAUCUACCAGAAGGAAUCAGAAAAUAAUGACCCUGACGCAUUCAAAGCGAUGUACAGUAGCCUCUUUGCGGCUCUUUUUUCCCUGCAUAAGGCAUUCCUAUAUUCUUCCACCUUAGACACUCCUCUUUUUCACUCAGUUAUAAGGGCAUUUCAAAAAAUAUCGCAUGCGGCUGGAAUUCUUGAACUUAACGACAAAUUGAACGAAUGUCUGAACUUGUUUGGUGUCGCUGCGGUAAAUGGGUGUACGCAGAGCUCAGAAGUCUUGACGACGAGCAGUGCUGAUCACAGUGUAAAUGCAGCAACGGCGGUACUCAAUACAAUCAGCGGAUCAUUGAUAGGUCAGGGUCAACAACCAAAAGAAUACACAGAUGAGUUUUCUUGGAGCCCGCGUUCAAUUCAUCCUCGAGCUGUAAGCGUUUUCAGAGCAUUAGUUUCGCUUUCGAUAUCAUUAGGUUCUAGUUUUGAUUGUCAAAAUUGGAGUAAUUUUUUGAAAACCUGGCAGUGGAUGGCAUACUAUUUUGAUGGUCUUUCAAGAGAUUAUGAAGGCUCCCACCAUAAUCCAAGCAUCGUUCAUGGCUCUCAAAUAUCAAAUUCGGAUGUACUUGCGGCUAAGACAAGCAUUUCAAAGUUUUGCGAGAGCACACAGUACUAUUCAAAUCAGAGCUUCUAUAAGUUGACACAAAGUUUGAUCUACCAGGCAUCAGAUUGUCUUAAAUUGGUAGAAAGUCAAGAUUCAUCGGAUGGCCACGCGCCUACUGAUGGACAGGGCCAACUUUCCAUCUGCGCUUACAACGAAGACUUUUUUAUCGUGCAAUUAGGUGAGCUCAGCCGCCUCAACAUAACAAGGCUCCUUAAAGAAAGCAAGGGACGGCCAAAUUGGAACCUAGUCAUUGAAUAUCUGGUCGAUGUGGCAGCUAGCAGAAGAUACAAAAAUGAGUCGCUACGAUUAUGUGCGGUUGAUGUGCUCAACGAAAUAAUAGGGACAGCUGCAAAGGAAUCCACUAAGCUCGACUCCACUUCGGGUUUUGAUCCCGAGGCACUUGAAAGCACAUUGUUGAUGGCAAUGGCGAAAUUAACUGAAAAAAUAGUAGUAUUGGGGCGCUCAAGAGAGGCAGUUCACAAUGGUUUCAUAGAAUCAGAGUGUGAUAUAGUUUUCCAAGUGCUUCGCACCUUAAAGGGAUUAUUAGACGUUUUUGGAGAUUCUUUGAAAACUUCGUGGGACACAGUUUUCAGUAUACUAAACUCUCCAUUCGAAGUUAUACGUCAAAACUCUGCUCUUCAAUCUUCAAUUCUUGAAGAAGAUAGCUCAAUUUUAGAUGUUAUCACAUCAAAGCACAAGGGUAUGACACAGGUCUCAUUCGACGUCUUCAAGCUCAUAUUUGAUGAUUUUCUACAGACUUUACCUUUAGGUGUCUUUAAAGAUGUGAUUGACACAUUAUCAAACUUUGUCAGACAGGACCGAGACUUGAACAUUUCCUUUUCGUCAAUAAGUCAAUUUUGGCUGAUUGGUGACUACUUGAGAACAUGCAUAUCAAAAAACGACAGGCAAUUUACGGAUUCGCAAACGUCUGAUUUUGUAAAGAGCGUAGAGCAAGGGAAGCUUGUCAAUUUGAUUAGGUCGCGCAGCGAUGAACCAAAUGGUAUGUUUUAUGGAUUAUGGCUCUAUCUACUGAAAACAUUGGUGGAGUGCACUGACGACCCUAGAGUUGAAGUGAAAAAUGGUGCAAUCCAAACCUUUUUCAGGAUUGUAGACUCCCAUUCGAGCUCCUUUCCGCCUUGGGAACUGAUCAUUCAGGAAGUAAUGAAACCUCUAUUGAGUCAACGCCUCAUUUUCGAAGAGUACUUGAAAAGCACUGAGUUCAUUGAUUUGACAUUGAAAGGAUUGGUUCAAAUGUACUCCAACUACUUUACGAAUUUUUCUGAAACUUCGGAUUUUGUUGAAGUGUGGGAAUUAUUGGUUCAGUAUAUGGCAGAAUUGCUCAGAUUACCAUCGUUUGAGAUAUCAUUCAUCGUUUUGAGCAAUUUACAAUCUUUGUUGAAGGCACUGCAGAAAGUACCAAGACUUCCUAAUCUAAUUGUGCUGGAAAUCUAUGAAAUGUGGGGUAGCUACAACAUGGUUUACACCGACUCAUCCAAGUCGACAGAGUUUAAACGGAAAACAAACUACGAAUGCGUCGAAGAACUUAUCCGAUGUUAUCCUUUUUUGCAUCAGCUCUUGAGCAAUGCAUCUCUUCUGAGUAAUGAGAAGGUUGAAAAGACUCUGACACUACUGAAUUCGGCAGCAAGAUAUCCGUUGCUACCUGAGUUUUCAACCGAUAGCCAAAAACCUUCAUCCUUACAGCAAGCGGUACUUGAAUCAGUAAAGGUUUUCGAAUUGGGGCAAAGUUCUGAAAUAGAACUACUAAUUUUGAACCAGAUUAGCACCAUAGUCGCACUUCCGUUCGAAACAAGAAAUCGCAUUGAAAUGAAACUUGGUCCAAGACUGAGCUCAGCAUCGAAGAAGAGGAUACCUUCAUUUGAAGCAAUAAGUUAUGAAGUUUGUGAAUACUUGACGCAGAGGCUCAAGAAUACGAGCGACUUUGACGCUCAAUUUGUAACUUCCAAAAAGCUUUUGAAGCUUUUGAAAAACUUGAGCGUUCCUGUUGCUUGCAAGUCACUAAUUGGUAACAAGCAAGGCGGAUCGGCUGCUUUGUGGACGAUUUCGUCGAACUGCUUCUAUCUGAUUGCUGAUAAAAUUUUACGUGCGUUGAAUAGCACAGAAAUUGAGAGUUCUGUCUCGGAGGAUAUUCAAAAGUCAUUUAUGGAUCUUUUCAUAGAGGUUGCCAUUGCGCCAUUAAAACGCAUUGAUCCGGUCAUUGAUGGAAUUACAGAAGCCUGUGACAUUGAGGAAUUUGAGCAAUACCGUAACCUUUUGCUCAAAAAUCUUCGCACUAACUUCCCCCUGGAAAGUCAUCUCGAAAAGUAUAUGUCUGCCGUGUGGUCAGCUUCUUUUUUCCAUGAAGUCGACGAUAUCGAAGAUGCUCUUAUUAGAGAAAGUGACUCACUUCAUGAAGUAGCAGCAAAACUAGCUAAUUUCCCUUUUGAUGAGGUUUUGGGAUCGACACAAGAGCAGGUGCUUUUGAGCAAAUAUAAAACUGCUUCGAUAUGUCUCCGCAACUUGAUGGAGAUCGCUAAAUUUGAAGGAUUAGGCCACGACAGACUGAGAUCGGUUUGCGUACCGUUCAUGGUGGCGCGAUACGCUUUCAUCAUGCGCAGGUAUAUUUCUGAUGUGAUACUGUUAAAUCGCAAGCCAAUUGCAAAAGAUAGAAAAACGGAGGUCGUUCUGGUAUUGAGCGGCCUCAAAGAAGUCCUCGAUUGUGUCGCCAGAACGAAGGGUGCACCCGGGUAUGAUGGCACUAUUCAAAAUCUGGAAGUUCUGUACCCAUUGGUUCUCAGGACCAUCCCAGCAUCCCACAAAAUAGAAGGCCUUCAAGCCAUUGUACAAGAGCUUUCGCUGGAUUUUACAAAGCUUUUAAGAUAG
Lachancea nothofagi CBS 11611 is the source of this 4848-nucleotide messenger RNA. NCBI's taxonomy places the organism in Eukaryota, Fungi, Ascomycota, Saccharomycetes, Saccharomycetales, Saccharomycetaceae. The record is from the annotation of a GenBank genome assembly.